GUUUCUCUAGCCAUGCGUGACUCUAUGGUUGCGUGGGCGGGGCCAGGAGGAAGAUGGCGGCGUCCGCAGCUGCCGCUGAGCCCCAGGCUUCUGGGGGUCUGCGGCACCCAGUGUGUCUGUUGGUGUUGGGAAUGGCGGGAUCCGGGAAAACCACUUUUGUACAGAGGCUCACAGGACACCUGCAUGCCCAAGGUACUCCACCUUAUGUGAUCAACCUGGAUCCAGCAGUACAUGAAGUUCCCUUUCCUGCCAAUAUUGAUAUUCGUGACACUGUAAAGUAUAAAGAAGUCAUGAAACAAUAUGGACUUGGACCCAAUGGCGGCAUAGUGACCUCACUCAAUCUCUUUGCUACCAGAUUUGAUCAGGUGAUGAAAUUUAUUGAGAAGGCCCAGAACAUGUCUAAAUACGUGUUGAUUGACACACCUGGACAGAUUGAGGUAUUCACCUGGUCAGCUUCUGGGACAAUUAUCACUGAGGCCCUUGCAUCCUCAUUUCCAACAGUUGUCAUCUAUGUAAUGGACACAUCGAGAAGUACCAACCCAGUGACCUUCAUGUCCAACAUGCUCUAUGCCUGCAGCAUCUUAUACAAAACCAAGCUGCCUUUCAUUGUGGUCAUGAAUAAAACUGACAUCAUUGACCACAGCUUUGCAGUGGAAUGGAUGCAGGAUUUUGAGGCUUUCCAAGAUGCCUUGAAUCAAGAGACUACAUACGUCAGUAACCUGACUCGUUCAAUGAGCCUGGUGUUAGAUGAGUUUUACAGCUCACUCAGGGUGGUGGGUGUCUCUGCCGUUCUGGGUACUGGAUUAGAUGAACUCUUUGUGCAAGUUACCAGUGCUGCCGAAGAAUAUGAAAGGGAGUAUCGUCCUGAAUAUGAACGUCUGAAAAAAUCACUGGCCAAUGCAGAGAGCCAGCAGCAGAGAGAACAACUGGAACGCCUUCGAAAAGAUAUGGGUUCUGUAGCCUUGGAUGCAGGGACUGCCAAAGACAGCUUAUCUCCUGUGCUGCACCCUUCUGAUUUGAUCCUGACUCGAGGAACCUUGGAUGAAGAGGAUGAGGAAGCAGACAGCGAUACUGAUGACAUUGACCACAGAGUUACAGAGGAAAGCCAUGAAGAGCCAGCAUUCCAGAAUUUUAUGCAAGAAUCGAUGGCACAAUACUGGAAGAGAAACAACAAAUAGGAGACUUUAGGACACUUCACUUGUUUCUAGAAGUCCAGAAUUUUGGACCUCCAUGUGAAAGAACUAUCCUUACCUCUGACUGGGGGCUCCCACAAGGGCUAAUUUUCCUCACAGUAGCAGAGUUUCUCUUAGAGAAAUCUUGUGACUCAGAUGAAGUCAGGGAUAGAAGACCCUUGGACCUGGCAGGUUAAUGCUGAUUAUUCCUUGGCUUUUCCCUUGUAUUUAUGCAAGGAAGGAUAUACUGAGCUGAUACUCUUCCAAGCCUGCAACUUCAGGUUUUAUCAUUUGAACUCAAGUACUUUUGCUGCUGAGGAAUGGAAUCAAAAGAACGUAGUCUCCUGGUGACCACCUCAUAUCUCUAAUAUUAGGCUAGAUGUAUAGCUUCUACUCCCCCAGCUUCUUGAUCUUGACCCUGCACUGUAAGUUGCCCUUCUAUUAGCAGCCAGGGAAAAGGGAAACAUGAGCUUAUCCAGAACGGUGGCAGAGUCUCCUUGGCAAUCAACCAACGUUGCUAUGAAAUAUGCCUCAUACUGUGUAGCUCAUUAUAGGACAUCAGGUUUGUUCAAAAAGACAUGAUUAAUGAAUCAGAAUCCUGUUUCACUGGUGACUUGGAUAAAGAGUUUUUAAUUUUAACUUUGUUGUAAAACUGCUUGUCAUGAUUUCAAAUUAGAAAAUUAAAAUUGCAAAUAGCUUCACUUCUCCUGUUCAACAGAGGCUUAAGGCCACAUGUCCAAACUUGUCUCAAUAAGGAGGUGAUAUUUUACUAAGUUUCCCACGUGCACAUACUGAGUAAAUACAGAGCUAGGCCCAGUUUGUAUUGUACUCUGAAAUUAAUGCAAAGUCUCCUUGGUGAUUUUCGCAAAGGCCGUGGAUUUGGGUCAGAGGCACAUUUCAUACAUAACAGCCCUUAUAAACAUUUGCCCUGCCUCCACAUUUUACAGUAUCUUAAAACAGUACAUUUCUUUCAAGGAAUUUUAUCUCUGUCAGUACUCCAACUUAGUGGUUCUCACAGUGUGGACCAGGAGCAUCAGCAUCAUCUGGGGAAUUGUUCAACUCACCUCUUAAAACCUAUGAACUCAGAAACCCUGGGAGUGGGGCCGAGCAGUCUGUUUUAGAAAGCCCUCCACGUGAUUCUGAUGCAUGGUAGCCUAUGACAUAAUUCCAGACCAGGUGAAUCUCAGAUACUAAUCCUCACAUCAUUUGCCUUCUCACAUUACCCUCGUCUUGACCAUCUGGUGCCUGUUCUGCAGUUUAACAUUCUGCAGCAAUAAAAUGUUUUAUUAUGAAGUAUUAAUUUCAGUGUUCUAUACUUAGUGGGAACCACUGGUCUCAAAAUUUGAAACUAUUCUUUAAGAGGAGAACAUUCGCAAAGCAAAACUCAAGCAUACUUGGUUUUUCUCUGUAGUACUUUUGAAUGCUUUAUCUUCCUUACAGAAUAACUUGUCUUCCAAGUUACUUCCAAGUACUCCAAAAGGGUACGGAGUUAAGUCUUAAUCAUCUUUGUAUUCCUUGCACAGGACCUAGCAAAUAAUUGGUACUCAACGUUUGCUGGAUGAAUGAAAUAAAUUCCCAGAUGGCCACUUUGUGGAAA
Molecule: messenger RNA, 2769 nt
Organism: Symphalangus syndactylus (siamang)
Lineage: Eukaryota; Metazoa; Chordata; Mammalia; Primates; Hylobatidae
Gene: GPN1
Product: GPN-loop GTPase 1
Molecular function (GO): GTPase activity; ATP hydrolysis activity
Source: RefSeq, a predicted model, not a curated record